Messenger RNA from Argiope bruennichi, 3027 nucleotides. RefSeq names its product metabotropic glutamate receptor 4-like. Bases 1 to 3027 code for a protein of 1008 amino acids. The record is from RefSeq and is a predicted model, not a curated record. The transcript is spliced from 7 exons. Gene Ontology annotation, molecular function: adenylate cyclase inhibiting G protein-coupled glutamate receptor activity. Lineage: Eukaryota; Metazoa; Arthropoda; Arachnida; Araneae; Araneidae. Gene Ontology annotation, biological process: G protein-coupled receptor signaling pathway. Gene Ontology annotation, cellular component: membrane.
AUGUUGAAAAAACUUCCUCGCACAGUACUUUGUACUUUGUUGCUUUAUGUCUAUGUGUUUCCGUUCACGACGACCAAGGGUCAGUCUGAGAAAGGGGAAUCCAAAUUGUUAUCAAGUUUGAGAAACUUGGAUAACUUUCACACCGAAAAAAGUUUGAGAGUCAAUCCCUUUCUCUAUCACCGCGCUCGUCAUAGUAAGAGGCGGAAUCGGGAAGCGAAAAAACCGAAUAAAGUUUUGCAAUAUUUGCGUUAUUCACCAGAAAAUUCGAGACAACGAAAAGCGCUGGCAAUUGAUGAUUAUACUUGGCCAGUUAAACGAGUGGCCGAAAUAAAAGGAGACAUAAUUUUAGGCGGACUCAUGAUGGUUCAUGAGAGAGAAGAUGAAAAAAUAUGUGGCCCCAUCAUGCCUCAAGGCGGAAUUCAAGCACUCGAAUGUAUGUUAUAUACUUUGGACUGGAUCAACAAUAAUAACUUUAUACCCGGUGUAAAACUGGGAUCUUAUGUCUUGGACGAUUGCGACAAAGACACCUACGGCUUGGAACAAGCAGUGGACUUUAUCAAAGGCUCUAUGAGCAACAUUGAUGAAGGAUCAUACCGUUGCCCAGAUGGAUCUGCUCCUAUGAUCAGACACAAAAAAAUUUCAGGAGUUCUUGGAGCCGCAUCAUCUGUUACUUCCAUUCAAGUAGCAAAUUUGCUAAGACUUUUUAAAAUACCACAGGUGAGUUUUUUUUCUACAAGUCCGGAGCUCAGCAACAAAAACCGUUUCGAAUACUUUCUCCGAACGGUUCCGUCUGAUACAAAUCAAGCUGAUGCUAUGGUGCAGAUAAUUACCCAUCUGAACUGGACAUAUGUCUCAAUAUUAUAUGAAGAAUCAGCCUAUGGAAUACAGGCAUUUACAGUUUUGGAAGACCUUCUAACAAGACAAAACAUCUGCAUAGCAGUUAAAGAAAAACUAACAAAGGAUUCUGGAGUUGCUGGAGAUGAAUAUUACGAUAGAAUCGUCAGAAGACUCAGGACUAAGAAGUACGCCAAAGGUGUCAUAAUAUUUGGAUCUGACCAAGAAGUUGCUGGUGUAAUGCGCGCAGUGCGCAGAAAUAAUGCUACUGGAUUAUUUUCAUGGAUUGGCAGCGAUGGCUGGAGUGCAAGAUCUUUGGUUUUCGAGGGUAAUGAGAGGGAAGUUGAAGGAACUAUAUCUGUUCAACCACAAGCGCAUCCAUUGCCUGGUUUUGACGAUUAUUUUUUGAAAUUGACUGUUCAAAAUAAUCAACGGAAUCCGUGGUUUACAGAAUUUUGGGAGGACUAUUUUAAUUGCAAAUGGCCCAAUAGUUUAAACACACCUUAUAAUCAAGGGCGUGAACCAUGUACUGGAAAAGAAAAACUGUCAUUCGAUAAUGGAUACGAGCCUGAAAGACAACUGCAGUUUGUCAGUGAUGCAGUCCUUACUUUCGCAUAUGCAAUCCGGGCGAUGCAUCGAGAUUUGUGCGGUGGAACUUCUGGUCUUUGCCCAGAAAUGGAUCCCCCUGAUGGACAAGUGCUACUCAGUUAUAUGAAAAGUGUAUCAUUCAAAGGUUUAAAUGGAGAAGAAUUUGAAUUUUCAGAAAAUGGAGAUGGGCCAGCACGCUAUAACAUUAUUCACUUUAAACAAGUGACCCCAGGAAAUUUUAAGUGGAUUUGUGUUGGAAAAUAUGAAAAUGGAAAAUUACAGAUGAAUUUUUCGGAGGUACAGUUUCGCUUAGAAGAACCUAAGAUGCCAAUAUCUGUUUGUAGUUUGCCUUGCAAUGCAGGAGAAGUCAGAAAAUACUUAGAAGGGGAGAGCUGCUGCUGGCAUUGCUUACGAUGCUCGAAAUAUCAAGUUUUGCUUUCAGAUUCCAUGUGCUUUGAAUGUCCUUUUGGAUCGAUCCCUAAUGAAAAUCGCACUUGGUGCCUGGAAAUCCCUCUCAGAUAUCUUCAUAUACACAGCGGGUGGGCAAUUGGGGCAGUAGUAUUCUCAACGGUUGGUAUUAUGUCUACUUUGAUCGCUAUAUUUGUAUUCAUCAAACAUAAUGACACUCCAGUCGUCAAAGCGUCUGGACGAGAGCUCAGCUAUGUUCUACUUUUUGGAAUCCUCACGUGCUUCGGGAUGACUUUCAUACUAAUACAAAAACCUACGGAUUUUAUGUGUGGUGUACAGCAAACAGGCAUUAGUAUGUGUUUCACCAUUGUCUAUAGUGCUUUGCUCACGAAAACCAACAGAAUAUCUCGCAUUUUUAAAGCUGGUGUUCAAACAGUGAACCGUCCAAGAUUCAUCAGCCCCUUUUCCCAAUUGUUUAUCUGCUUUUGCAUAACUAUAGUGCAAGUGGUGAUUUCUGCAGUGUGGUUGAAUAUCUCACCUCCUAAUGCAAUUCACUACUUUCGUUCAAGAGAAGAAAACCAUCUGGUGUGUGCUGCAGCAGUGGAUGCAACUUACAUGGUUGCUUUUGCUUACCCAAUGCUUUUAAUAAUAAUAUGUACUGUGUACGCUCUCCUUACAAGAAAAAUUCCAGAAGCCUUCAAUGAGUCCAAAUAUAUAGGAUUCACAAUGUACACAACUUGCAUAAUAUGGUUGGCAUUCAUUCCUAUAUAUUUUACUACUACAUCCCACGUUGAAAUAAACGUUUUCAUGAUGGCUACUACUGUGAGCCUCAGUGCUUCGACUGCACUUUUAUGUCUAUUCUCACACAAAGUAUACAUCAUUAUGGCUCACCCAGAAAAAAAUGUGCGCAUGCCAUUGAUGAAUAUAGCCAAGUACAACAACCCUACAACUCCAAGCCACAGAACGAAUCCCGCAAUAAUGUCAGAUGUUUCUGUUGACACAAGUGAUCAUGACGGGGCUCUUGUAGUAUAUGAUCGCUCCCAAUGCCGAAACUGCGGAACUCAGACUACACAAAAUGUUACCACUGCUACAGUGUUGCACGAUGCAGAAGGUGAGGAGCAACUGCAGAUGGUCCGAUGCGUGAGUUGCACUAUCUCGGGAGAGAAUGGAAACUCUUCAUCUGCGGUAGAGUUAUAA